Molecule: messenger RNA, 372 nt
Organism: Teleopsis dalmanni
Lineage: Eukaryota; Metazoa; Arthropoda; Insecta; Diptera; Diopsidae
Exons: 2
Coding region: 5-322 (105 amino acids)
Source: RefSeq, a predicted model, not a curated record
AAAAAUGGCUUCAAAUAUAUCUAAUAAAGAAUGGGCGGAAGAUAUCAAGAGCCGUUUAGAAAGUAUAUAUCAACAGCUUUCUGAUUUUGAGGAAAUAGAAUGCAUGCAAGAUGAUCGUGUGAAUAUAUUGGAAAUGCUAGAAAUUCUUCAAGAAAUGCAAAAUGAUGCAAAGUCUAUUCAGACAACUGCAUUCCAGCUAAACCAAAAAAGAAAUGAUAUCCAAAAUCAUAUUGACUUACUGCAGAAAUCAGUAGACUUAUUAAAUUUAGAAUCCCCAGAUACUGACUCAGAGAAUUUUGAUAAUAUGAAUCAAAAUGCUUAGCAGCACUUCGCUCCAAAUAUUCAUAAGCAAAAUGUAUUUAAAAAAAUUGU